Scheffersomyces coipomensis is the source of this 1861-nucleotide messenger RNA. RefSeq lists its product as uncharacterized. The record is from RefSeq and is a predicted model, not a curated record. NCBI's taxonomy places the organism in Eukaryota, Fungi, Ascomycota, Pichiomycetes, Serinales, Debaryomycetaceae. The transcript has a single exon. Bases 190 to 1407 code for a protein of 405 amino acids.
UCAAGUGGAAUUAAGUAAGAAAUAAACAAAAUUCAUAAUUAAGUUAGAAUGCAAGCUUCAACUUAGAUAUACAUACUGUUGAAUCGCCUUCUGAUUCCAAGUAUAUGUUGAUCAUUUCUUUGUCAUCUGGAAUUCAAUAGUGACCUAAUUUAUAAUUAAAGCAACCAGAGUAAGGUGUACGUUACAACCAUGGAAUAUCAAUUCAACAUAGAUGAUGGUCUUUUAAGAAGGAGUAUUGAAUUACUUAGAAUUAGUCUCCAAGAUACAAAUCAUGAUUAUUUGAGCUUUGAAAAGAUUCCUACUUAUAGAGAAAAACGUCGGAAUAAUGAGGUAGAUUUUGUUUCUGAUGAAGAUUCCAAAAAUGAAGAUUUUAAAGGUUUACGAAAAGAGAUAGCACUUCGCUUACGCUACUUUCAUCAUUAUGUUGGUAAUGCAGGCAUUUCUCAGGCAAAUAGAGAGUAUCAUGAAGUGACUUUGGAGACAGACGAUGUUUUAGAAUUUCUUCAAAAGUAUAUAGUAUCUUGUGCAAGAAGAUAUCUUCAUGAUUCUGGCACUGAUGAUCAAAGAACCCUCGACCAGUUUGGUUAUGACGUGGAAAAAAUUUUCAAUUAUUCUCAACUAUUUGUCGUACCUUUUCCACCUCCCAUUUAUCUAGUGCCACACAAAGAAGACAACUUGAGACCAACAAAGAGGCAAAAAGGCACAUCUGACGCUUCACACCAUAGCGUUUCGUUCACACGUACCAGAGGGUUUUUCGAAUCAUUUCGUCAAAUACAAGCUGAUGUGAUUGAUGAAAAUGAAGACAUGCAACAAGUAAAACUACGCUUUGUAAGACAAUGUGGACCAAUCCAAACUGAUUACUCUCCUGAACUGAUUUAUGACAAGUCGGGUAUAAGCACAAUUGUGUACAAUGGUAUCUUGCAACCUGUGAGGCGUUUAUUACAGCGUGACUUCCAUGGGAUACACCUAAUGCCAGACUUCUACAAUAACAGCAUGUCGAUUCCUGAUUAUUGUUUUAUAGUUAAGAUUGGAAAUUCCAAAUUUAAUAUUCCAAUUGAAUUAAAGUUAUCAGGUGUAUAUAACUCCUUUGAAAAAAAGGAUUCUAGCUUUUCAUAUUUAAUAAAUGAAUCCAUGUAUCAGAUGCUAGAAUUCAAAUCUUCAAUGGGGUAUGUGUUUGAUAAAGAAUGUAUUAUGAUUAUAAAAUUGAUUAAUAAUGAAAUGUCUGAAUUUGCAGUUGAAGAAUCAAGUCAUAUUCGGAUAGCCAGAGUGAAAUGCAAUAUUCAAUGUAUUAGAUACAACGAUUUAAAUCCUGCAUUAAUGUUUUACAAACUGAUAUUAAAUUAUCUUCUAUAUGUCACUAAAGAUGAUAAAAAUCGAGUUGAAUCCAUAUUUAACUCCAUAAAAUAGACUUCUGAUGAUAAGAGAUAUGUGGUUACAAUGUGGUUUUAGGAGAUAAGAAAGGCUCACUAAAUACAACGAAUACAGUCCAAGAUUGCAGAACUAAAUUCGAUAUAUAUUUGCAACUAAAAUAAAAUAAAUAGUUAUGACUGAGACAGUAAUGGUCUAUUCUUUCACUAUAUAAAAACUUGCCUCCUUUCUGAUCUAAUAUACACGAUCUUGGAAUAUCAAUAAACAUAAAAUUACAUCGCAUUAUAGUCCGUGUUAUAAUUUCAGUAUAAUUUAUCGGUUUUUAAUAAGUUUUAUGCAAAGAAAACUUCAAAAUCAGCCAAAAAACUAGAAUUAAGAAAUAUUUCGCUGCAAAAAAUUUUUGAUAAAAAAAAAAAGUUAUACUAUCUUGUGAUUCCUAAAUGUAAAUGACGCUGCUUGAUCAUUUAUUUGUCAUCUGAAAUUUAAUAGUGAC